UCUGUCUCCCUUUUGCUUUCAGGUAACUUUUGUGCACAAAGUGCUCUUAAACUUAGAAACAGUAAAACUUUUGUUACUUGGGACUUUCCAAUGAAUUUCUUUCUAAUUGAUUAGUUGAGCUUACUGGGUAAUUGAGGGUUUAUCCUUUAAGCUUCAAAUUAUAAAACCACUUUGAAUGCAGAUCAUACUAAAAUUAAAUGUGUAAUUCUUUUCUGUUUUAAAUAGGAUGCAGAGUAUAAUUAAAUCCUUUGAUGACCUAGGGUCAUCUGUUGGAUUGUAUAUAGGACUCCUGAUCAGAUUUCUUUGCAUUUUGAAGUUAGUAAAUAUUUUUCAUGCUUUGCUGUUGGAUGUGCUUGUUACUGUGAUCAGUGUCCCCCUUCACCCUCUCAUCGCCAGUUUUUCUACACUGUUUUUUUCCUACGGAAAUCAAAUUUGUAAUUCUGCGAAGGGAAAAAAUGAGUUGACCUUUAUUUAGUGUGUGAGAUCUUUUGAGAACAGUGAAUGUCCAUCCUUGCACAUUGGAGUGUCUAUUUUGGUUGUCCAGAGGCCUUCACUCAAUGACUUUGCUAUGUUCUACUUAGUUGACUAUAUUGUGGAGUAUGACUAUGAUGCUAUACAUGAUGAUGAGUUAACUAUUCGAGUUGGGGAAAUCAUCAGGAACGUGAGAAAACUACAGGAGGAAGGAUGGCUGGAAGGAGAACUAAAUGGGAGGAGAGGAAUGUUCCCUGACAAUUUUGUAAAGGAAAUUAAGAGAGAGACAGAAUCCAAGGAUGACAGUUUGCCCAUCAGGCGGGAAAGGCACGGGGCUGUAGCAAAUCUCAUACAACGAAUAAGCACCUAUGGACUUCUACCUGGAGGAAUUCAGCCACUUCCACAAACCAAAAACAUUAAGAAGAAGACCAAGAAGCGUCAGUGUAAAGUUCUCUUUGAAUACAUUCCACAAAAUGAGGAUGAACUGGAGCUUAAAGUGGGAGAUAUUAUUGAUAUUAGUGAAGAGGUGGAAGAAGGCUGGUGGAGUGGAACCCUGAACAACAAGUUGGGACUGUUUCCCUCCAAUUUUGUGAAAGAAUUAGAAGUAACAGAUGAUGUUGAAACUCAUGAAGCCCAGGAAGAUUCAGAAACUGUUUUGACUGGGCCUACCUCACCUUUACCCCACUCUCUGGGGAAUGGGACUGAAACUGCACCUGCAUCAGUUACCCAGCCAAAGAAAAUUCGAGGAAUUGGAUUUGGAGAUAUUUUUAAAGAAGGCUCUGUGAAACUGAGAACAAGAACAUCCAGUAGUGAAACAGAGGAGAAAAAACCAGAGAAGCCUUUAAUCACACAGUCACUAGGAUCCAAAACUCAGAGUGUGGAGAUAACAAAAACAGACACUGAAGGUAAAGUUAAAGCUAAGGAAUACUGUAGAACGCUAUUUGCCUAUGAAGGUACUAAUGAAGAUGAACUGACUUUUAAAGAGGGGGAGAUAAUACAGUUGAUAAGUAAGGAAACUGGAGAAACUGGCUGGUGGAAGGGUGAACUGAAUGGUAAAGAAGGAGUAUUUCCAGACAAUUUUGCUGUUCAGAUAAAUGAACUGGAUAAGGACUUUCCUAAACCAAAGAAACCACCACCACCUGCUAAGAGUCCAAUUUCAAAGCCUGACCUGGUAGGUACCGAGAAGAAGUAUUUUCCCACAAAGCCUGAGGAAAAAGAAAAAUCAGAUGAAAAAUCAGUUUUGGAACAGAAACCUUCUAAACCAGCUGCUCCACAAGUCCCACCCAAGAAGCCUGUUCCACCUACCAAAGCCAAUAAUUUAUUGAGAUCUGGAGCGUUGUACCCAAAAAGACCUGAAAAACCGGUUCCUCCACCACCUCCUGUAACCAAGAUUAAUGGAGAUGUUUCUACCAGUUCAUCAAAAUCUGAAGCUGAGCCAGUAUCAAAACCAAAGCUAGAUUCUGAACAGUUACCACUUAGACCAAAAUCAGUAGACCUAGAUUCAUUUACAGUUAGAAGCUCUAAAGAAACAGAUCUUGUAAAUUUUGAUGACAUAGCUUCCUCAGAAAACUUACUACAUCUCACUGCAAAUAGACCGAAGAUGCCUGGAAGAAGACUGCCUGGCCGCUUCAAUGGUGGACAUUCUCCAACUCACAGCCCAGAAAAAACCUUGAAGUUACCAAAAGAAGAUGACAGUGCCAACCUAAAGCCAUCUGAACACAAGAAGGAUUCUUGCUACUCUCCAAAGCCGCCUGUGCACCUUCCAACACCUUCAAGUACUUCUAAACCAAAUACAGCUACUUUUCUAACUCCAUUAGAAAUCAAAGCUAAGGUAGAAGCAGAAAAUUCCUUGGAUGAACUUAAAGCUCAGAUUGUUGAAUUGCUGUGUGUUGUGGAAGCACUGAAAAAGGACCAUGGGAAAGAACUGGAUAAACUACGAAAAGAUUUGGAAGAAGAGAAGGAAAUGAGAAGUAAUCUAGAGGUGGAAAUAGAGAAGCUGAAAAAAGCAUUCCUGUCUUCCUGAGGUGACGUGCACCCCAGUGUUCUCGAUGUUCCAGGGAUUUAGAAGCAACACUAUGAACUUCAACUGAAAUGACAAAUACUGAUGUUGUGAUAAAGAAUAUGAGUAUAUGAACUCAUAUACUAUAUGAAUAUAGUAUAUUAUAUCUAUAGAAAAGUUGUAGGUGGGAGGGUGAAUUUUUUUAUAUAUUUUGUUUUGCCAAUACGAAAAAAGAAAAAAGAGGCCUUAUUUCUUAUGUGCUGGGAUUGCAAACUUUGUUGUUUAGUUUGCUUGAAAAUACUACUGAAUCUGUAUAAAAAGGAAAGAAAGUUCACAAUAGUUUUUUUUUUAAUCAAAAUUGUAGUAUUAUUUUUAAAGAGAUCUAUGCUAUAAAUAUGGUGGUAUCUUUUCAAAUAAUCUGUAAAAUAUGUCAUUUGAGAGGGACAGUUUAGCUUUAUAGUAACUGUAGCCACUACUUUUCCCAUAAAACAUAAGGGAUAUAAACUUUGUAUAUAUAUAUUUUUUAUGUUUAGCUUCUUAACCCAGGAUUACACUGUUGUGCCUGUUUGCAGUGCUGUUUGUACUCUGGGUGAUGAAAUAGGAGUUUCCUAGCUACAAACCAGAUUACUCACCCAUGCAUAUAGUAAUAACUAAUGAAAUAAUCAAAAUAACUUCUUCAACUUUGGGAAUAUUUUAUAUUGCUUGCACUAUAGGAUUCAUAAAAGGAAUUUAGUUAAAAUGUAUCAGAUUGUUAAAUAUUUGGGGAAAAUAUGAGCUAUAUUCUAAGCUCAUGUGAGGUCUAAGGAACUAAAAAUGUCAGUUUAACCCUUAACUUGUGCCUAUAAGCAACAGCACAUAUAAUAUGCAAACACCAGCCUUAUUGCUGUACUUCUCUGCUUGUUUUACGGGCUCAAAUAUUAACUCAUUUCAUGAUCUUGUGAUUUAAUUUUUCAUGCCCCUGCCUCUGAUUUUUAAUAACCGAAAUGUAGAAAACAAAACUCCGGAACUUUCAGAACUUCAGUGUGCAGUUUCAUACUUUGACAUGCUAUCAUUAUGUAUAUACUCAGGUUUUGCAUUGUGAAAUUUACCUGCUAGACUAAGCUAACCGGUGGAGAUGUUUUGGGCUAUCAUUUAGGUACCAACUUUAAAAAGAGUGUCUAGUAGAUCAUAAAGCUUAUUUAAAACCAAAUAUAGUUGGCCAUUUUCAAAAUGGAUUUUCACAAAAUGGAUGAAGACCAGAUUCUUCGGAAUCACUUAUGAACAUUUUAAAAUGUUACCUACAGAUAAAAUGUCUCAACAUAUGUGAGUUUAUAUUAAAAGUAAAAAUUUGAUUUUUUUUUGCAAAAUGAUUAGACUUUAAGCUUUGUUAUAGCAAAUGACUUUCAGAUUUUAAGUACCAUCUAUCAUGCUUCUAUUUUGUAUUGUUCAAACCCCCAAACCAAUAUUUUUCCUUUAAGUUUUAGUCUUAAAAUACUGAAAUCUUGUGUUAAUGAAAUUUUGUCAUGUUGUCUCCAAUAAAAGAAACAUGAAAUAGAAAAUGAUAGAAACUCUAAUACAUAAUUACUUGAUGUUAGAUCCACAACUUUAGUGCUUUGGGGGAAAUCUGAUUGUGUAUUGAGUGAAUACAUUUUAACUUUUUGAAGUCCUUAGGCUCUUCUGAUGAGGUCACUACUGAACAAAAUUGUUUAUUCCUUGUCUAAUGUUUUUAAAUGACUUGUUAAAUGAAUGAUUUCCUUCUUCUUAAAUAAAUUGUAUCUAAUUUUCUUUUAAUAUGAAGGUCCUUAGGUAGAAAUAAAAAGAGUAUUCUGGAAAUCAUCCUUCAGUUUGAUGACUGUAAAGUCUUAUGAAGGGACUCCUCCCCACCCUAAUAAUAGGGCAGGGGAAGUUUCCAGAGGAUUUGAGGCUGUUGUUAAAGUUUUUGUUGGUUAUUUUCUCACCAGUGCGUAAGAUCAAGAUGGUCAUGAGUGCAGAAAGACAUUUAAGUUUAAAGUGUUUGUUUGCCUCAGUUAGAAUUGAAAAAUAAUUAAGUACCAUAUCUGUUUUCCUGCCCUUGACCAAAUAGUAAAGAAAACCCAACAAAUUCAAAGGGAAAAACGAUUAUUUUAAUCUAGCAAUUCACCAGUAUUUGCUCUUGAUAUAGGAAUUUUAUUAAUUCCUGUAAAGUUCACAUCACAAGAUGCUGUGUAAUAAUAAUAGCUUUUACUUGGGGACAAAUCUUUCUCUUUUUUUUUAAUAAUGAGUGAGUAUAAAUGACAGAGCAGAGGUGAACUGCUUGGCGUCUGUCAUUGCCAGACUGUUAGUGAAUGUGUUGUUCAGGUUUGCUAUUCUUUGAAACACAUCAUAUUACUAAUUUUCAAAAUUAUAUUUUAAUAUUAGAUGUACUGUGUGUAUGUAUGCGACCACUAGGCUUCGGUCAUACUAUAAAGCUGUUACCUCUCUACAAAAUCUAAGUCUGAAGAUAGGAAGAGAGAAUGGGCCUGGUGUAACAGAGGAUUCUCUUUUUAUGCUUCUUACUGUGAUCACAGAAAAAACAACAACAACCCAAGUGCUCUCUGGAUGUAUUGGUAAACAUUUUAUGCUUGCAUUUAAACUUGAAAUGUAUGAACAGAAUGAGACAAUCAGUUCAAAUCAGCAAUGAGAAGUGUUAAAAUGUAAUAGCCUUGUAUUGCUGUAGCAAUAAAAUGACCAAGUGCAAUGACUUGAUUUAAUAAAAUCAUCUUUUUAAAAGUUGCUGCUAUGAAUAUUUUUAGCCAUAAAAUUUUACCCUUGUUAUAGCCUAACUUGCCUUCAGUAACUAUUGUGUAAUGCAGUUGGUGUUGUGGUAUUCUAACAUUCCAAAAAAAAAAAAAAUAAUAUAUAUUUAUGGGGAAACUCAGAACAGUAUACUUCACUGACUUGUUUACAGGUGCUGUAAAAAGCAUGCUUCUCCUUCAAAAAGAAAAUAAAGAAUAGUAUUGCCA
Messenger RNA from Cervus elaphus (red deer), 5430 nucleotides. It is a transcript of the gene CD2AP, whose product is annotated as CD2 associated protein. Bases 569 to 2494 code for a protein of 641 amino acids. The record is from RefSeq and is a predicted model, not a curated record. The transcript has 18 exons. Gene Ontology annotation, cellular component: vesicle; plasma membrane; cell leading edge. Gene Ontology annotation, molecular function: protein binding. NCBI's taxonomy places the organism in Eukaryota, Metazoa, Chordata, Mammalia, Artiodactyla, Cervidae.